AUGACCACCUCACCACCACCACAACCACAUCCGCCCGACACAACCACAACCUCACCUCCACCAGACACCACCACCAACGAAACCACCCACCCCCGCCCCUCAAAAUUCCGCUUCAAAGACCCCUCCCGAAAACGCCAUCGCCACCACUCCAAUGACCGACCACGAGACCGACACCGCACUCCCUCCCCCAAACGUAAAAAACACCGCGCCCCCCACCGCCGCAAACACACCACCCCACCACCAGACGCUGACCCCUCCACAACGCGGUUCUCCCCCACCACCGCCUUCCGCGAAUCUCUGUUCGACGCGCUCGGGGACGACGAAGGCGCCGCAUACUGGGAGUCCGUGUACGGUCAACCCAUCCACACGUACUCGGUGCCGGAAGUACCCAAGGGUCCGAAUGGCGAGCUGGAGAUGAUGGACGAGGAGGAGUACGCUGCGUACGUGAGACGGAAGAUGUGGGAACGGACGAGAGAGGGGAUGCUUGCUGAGGAGGAGAGGAUACGGGAGGAGAGGAGGAGGGUGAAAGAGAAGGAAAGGAGGAGGGAGAGGGAGAGGGGGGAGUGGGAGAGGGCGGUGGAGGAGAGUUCGAGGAGGGGAAGGGAGAGGAAGAGGAGGCGGGGGUGGAGGGGGGUUUGGGGGAAAUAUUGUGCUUGUUGGGAGGAGUUGGAUGGGCUGGGUAGGGGGGAUGAGGAGGAAGGGGGUAAGGGGAGGUUUGAGAAGAUGGUGUUUUGGCCGGUUGAGAGUGGGGAGAGGAGGGAUGUGGGGAGGGAGGGAGUGGAGGAGUUUAUGAGGGAGUGCGCGAGGGUUGUUGAUGAUGAGGAUAAGGAUGGAGGUGGAGAUGGGUUGCUGGGGCUUUUGAAGACGGAGAGGGUGCGGUGGCAUCCGGACAAGAUCCAGCAUCGGUAUGGGAAGUUGGGGAUUGAUGAGCGGGUGUUGAAGAGUGUGACGGAGUUUACUGGUUGGUCGUCAACUUUUCGCGUUGCAAGGAAGCAAGCUCAUAGAUAG
Messenger RNA from Aspergillus niger, 1008 nucleotides. RefSeq lists its product as uncharacterized. The transcript is spliced from 2 exons. The record is from RefSeq and is a predicted model, not a curated record. Bases 1 to 1008 code for a protein of 335 amino acids. NCBI's taxonomy places the organism in Eukaryota, Fungi, Ascomycota, Eurotiomycetes, Eurotiales, Aspergillaceae. Gene Ontology annotation, biological process: canonical NF-kappaB signal transduction.